AAUAUGCGGAAUUACCGGCCGGGUUGCUCCUAAAGCCAGCGCCGGGGAGCGAGCGCGGCGGCGGCCAGCACCGGGAACGCACCAAGGAAGAAGCCCAGCCCCCGCCCUCCGCCCCUUCCGUCCCCACCCCCUACUCGGCGGCCCAGGAGGUUCCCGGCGCUGCAAGCGCGCUCUCCCUGUUCCUCCUCCUCCUUGCUGGCGCCGCACUCACUGCUCGCGCCGAGCGCGCUCCGCCUGCUCCUUGCUCUCCGCGCCACCCUCCUCCGGGCCGCGUUCCCUGAGGGAUGGUACUGAAUUUCGCCGCCACAGGAGCCCGGCUGGAGCGCCCGCCCUGCGGCCUCGCCUCCCCGCCGAGCCGCCAGCGCCUCGGGACGCGAUGAGGACCUGGGCUUGCCUGCUGCUCCUCGGCUGCGGAUACCUCGCCCAUGCCCUGGCCGAGGAAGCUGAGAUCCCCCGCGAGCUGAUCGAGCGGCUGGCCCGUAGUGAGAUCCACAGCAUCCGCGACCUCCAGCGACUCCUGGAGAUAGACUCCGUAGGAGCCGAGGAUGCCUUGGGAACCAGCCUGAGAGCCCACCGGGCCCACGCCACCAAGCAUGCGCCCGAGAAGCGGCCUGUGCCCAUUCGGAGGAAAAGGAGCAUCGAGGAAGCCAUUCCUGCAGUCUGCAAGACCAGGACGGUCAUUUACGAGAUACCUCGGAGCCAGGUGGACCCCACGUCUGCCAACUUCCUGAUCUGGCCGCCGUGCGUGGAGGUGAAGCGCUGCACCGGCUGCUGCAACACGAGCAGUGUCAAGUGCCAGCCCUCGCGGGUCCACCACCGGAGCGUCAAGGUGGCCAAGGUGGAAUACGUCAGGAAGAAGCCGCGGUUGAAAGAGGUCCAGGUGAGGCUGGAGGAGCACUUGGAGUGUGCGUGCGCACCCUCCAGCCUGAGUCCAGACCACCGGGAAGAGGAGACCGGAAGGCGUAGGGAGUCAGGUAAAAAACGGAAAAGAAAAAGGUUAAAACCCACCUAGAGCGCCAGCCAGAUGUGAGGUGAGGAUCAGCAGCAGCCCUCUCCUGGGACACGGAUGUACAUGGCGUGUUACAUUCCUGAACCUACUAUGUACGGUGCUUUAUUGCCGGCGUGCGGUCUUUGUUCUCCUCCGUGAAAAACUGUGUCCAAGAGCACUCUGGAGAACAAAGAGACAGUGUACAUUUGUUCAGUGUGACAGCAAAGCAAGUAUUGUAGCACUCGGAGAAACUGUAAGCUUCCUUGUCAGAGAGAGAGAGAGAGAGAGACAGAGAGAGAGAGAGAAAAAACAAACCACAAAACACGACAAAAAACAAAAACAAAACAAAAACAAAAAACGGACUCCAAAACAUCUAAGCCUUCGGCGGAAGGGCCGCCCCGCGCGGGGUGAAGUGCAGUGGGCUCGCGGUGAAGCGCAGUGGGCUCGCGGGUGGAUCUGUGUGGGCCGCGGUGCUUUUGCUGAGUCGGAGCCUGGUGUGGAGAAGCCAGGCUUGGAUCACCACGUGGACACCCCUCGCUGCAGCACUCCAGUCUGUGGGACCCUCCUGGGAGCCUUAAUGGGUUUUUUUUUUACACCGUAAAGUUACGGAGCUUUCCUUUUUACUCUUUGCCUAGCUUUCCCACCCCUCCCCCCCAACCUUUUUUUAAUUAUCUCUUGGAUGACAUUUACGCCGAUAACACACGAGGCUGCUGUAACUGUCAGGACAGAGCGACGGUAUUUUUUCCUAGCAAGAUGCAAACUAAUGAGAUGUAUUAAAAUAAACGCGGUAUACCCACCUAUGCAUCAUUCCUA
Marmota flaviventris (yellow-bellied marmot) is the source of this 1801-nucleotide messenger RNA. RefSeq names its product platelet derived growth factor subunit A (gene Pdgfa). Gene Ontology annotation, biological process: positive regulation of MAP kinase activity; platelet-derived growth factor receptor signaling pathway; positive regulation of ERK1 and ERK2 cascade. Lineage: Eukaryota; Metazoa; Chordata; Mammalia; Rodentia; Sciuridae. Gene Ontology annotation, cellular component: membrane. The record is from RefSeq and is a predicted model, not a curated record. Gene Ontology annotation, molecular function: growth factor activity; platelet-derived growth factor receptor binding.